AUUAGCGUGGUGGACACCAGCGAGCGCACUACACCACGAUUAUGUUAUGAUUUCUCGCACAGUGACAAAGAUGGAUAAUUCACCUAUAAUAUUAUUAUGUCUCUUCAUUCUCGUUCAGUCAGCACUCACUCUGGACUUGCAGCAUGAACUCGACCAUACAGAGAUUAAUACUCAAUCAGAUGUUCGAGGUCGCCGUGAUGUCAUUGAAGAAGAGAAAUAUUUCAACAUCAACUCAAAUAUGGGAAAAGAAAAUAACAUAAAUCAUCAGACACCAUGGAUGCCUGGCCCUUUGCCCCCAGAAGAAGAUCCCACUACUAAAGUUUCGCUCACAAAUCCAGAAGUCAAAGAAGUAUUACCGUUAUAUCAAACAACUGAAAGGGUGACAGAUAAACCUACUGGUAGAGGAGCUCGAGCUUCUAACGAAAAUUGGAUCAAACUUCCUUUCCCUGAUCAAGAUAACGGUCAAAGAGACGAUAUCUUAACACCACCUCAACCUUCCGGUGAUCUUAUCAACUCCCGAAUGCCUCGUGUUAAUUUCGUGACACAGAACAAGCAAUUGGAAGCGUCAGAAUCGCGGAACGACAAAGAGUCAAUACAACGCGCCACUAGAACAGAUAACAUAAGAACGGAAUUCGUAAGACCUGACCGGGAGGACGAUCGUUUGAAACCUUACAAGCCGGUAUACCCUCGACAAGCAGUGUAUUACCCGGAAGAGUCUAGACGACAUUACUACGAUGAUGGAUAUUAUCCCGCGGAUGAUUUAUACAGGCGCGAUCCUUACUAUGAUUUAUAUGACCGAAGGAGGUACCCGGCUUACGGGCCGAGAGUCGAUAGGUACGAUGAUGGAUACGAUAAUUAUGUACCGAGGAAACCGAAACGUAUCAUAUAUUACGCCCAUCUACCGGACGUGGUGAGGACACCGCCCAGUGUAGAUUUAAGAUACAGGUAUAACGCUGACCCUUACAGAGGUUACAACGACGAUUACUAUGCGAGAACAGGACGAUACGACUACAGAUUCAGAAAUAGGUAUCCUUACGCACCUUUAAGAAAGGAGGAGAGGAAUUACAGAGAUUUGGCUGGCGCUGGCACUGUUGUUAAAGAUAAAAAGAUCGACGAAAAAAUAACUCCGACACCGAUAUUGCCCCAAAAAGAAGAGAAACCUAGAAUCAGUUCUAAUGGUAAUAUAAACAAUAGAAAUGUAAAUAGAAACUUGAUCAACAGUCACCAGUAUCACGACGAUCUAGCGGCAUAUAACGACCAGUUGACUCACAAAGCUUUCCAAGACGUAAUGAGGCCGGAUGAGAGCUAUCUGAGAUUCGAGGAGCCGCUGUUCCAAGGCACCGUAGAAGAUCCAUAUCAAAGGAAAUAUUAAAAUAUUUUCAGUGAGGUUUCGUUUUUGACUUGUUUUUGAACUUCGAAAACAAGUCACGAACGUGUUUUUCAACCGAUUAAUGUAAAAAAUUAUAUAAUUGUCAUAACUAACAAAGUAAUUUAAUAAUAAUUUAUUUAGAAAUACAAAUUAAGCUAAUUGCAGAACUAUUUGUACAAGUUGCCGCUAAUAAAUAUAAUUACACAGAGUCUCAGUUUAAUUAUUCUUAGGGAAGUCAAGAGUUCGCGACAAAUUGUACAAGCUAUAAAUCGAGUGUUCAAAUUAAAACACGGCUGGAGGGUGAAGAUGAAUUUCAUUAAGAAUUAAUUAAUGUCAUUCUUAAACGGUUUUGUUUUUCCACGGGAAUAAAAAGCAUCUGUCGGUACGUUUGGACGGCGACG
This is a messenger RNA of Diatraea saccharalis (sugarcane borer), 1770 nucleotides long. The record is from the annotation of a GenBank genome assembly. Lineage: Eukaryota; Metazoa; Arthropoda; Insecta; Lepidoptera; Crambidae.